AUGGAGACCAUUUCAUAUCCUUGUUCUCCUCUUCUCUUCUUUCCUACACAUGAAGAGAGUAGCUAUUCACUAUGGUCUCCUCAACUCACCCUCCAUGAGAAUGCCACCAUACCUGCUGAUCCUUCUCCUGAUGUAAGAGAAGAUUGUGAGUUCUUUGACACCAUUGCUAUUGAUUCUAGUGAUUCCCAUGACCAACAUGCCUUUGAUGUUGAUGUGUUCACCCAUUGUGAUGAGAGGUUUCUGUGCCAAGAGAGUGCUAACUUGGCAGCUAUCCAAGAUGAGCUCAUGGAGGAGAACAGUUUGAGUGAUCUCCUUCUCACUGGUGCAGAUGCGGUUGAGGCUGGGGAUUCAAGCCUUGCCUUGGCAGUGCUUUCAAAACUUAAUGGUCUCCUCGCUGGCACCUGUGAGAAUGCUGCAACCAGCUCUUUCGGUCGCCUGGCCUACCACUUUGCCCAAGGUCUGCAAUCCCGGAUGUCUGGUGCAUGCUCUCCAUGCUACCCGCCAGAUCCAGUGCAGUCUGGUAUCAUGUCGGGGAACCAGAUGAUCCAAGAGCUGUCGCCAUAUGUCAAGUUUGCACACUUCACCGCCAAUCAGGCCAUUCUAGAUGCCACCAUAGGCGACAUGGAUAUUCAUGUCGUCGACUUCAACCUUGGUGAGGGCAUACAAUGGCCAUCGCUCAUGUCAGACCUUGCUCGCCUUGGCGGCAAGUCAUUCCACCUUACAGCAAUCAUAACAGAUGCUGUUUACAGUGACGACACUCAUCAAGCAGCUGCGCGGCGGCUUUCGGAGUUUGCCGAGUCCUUAAACCUUCCUUUCCAGUACAACUCUCUCUGCAUACACCAUGAGGAGGACCUGGACGACUUCUCCAGGAACUGUGGAGGCUCAGUGGUUGUCUCAUGUGACACAACGAACUUGUGUUACAGAUCAGGUAGCAAGUUACAGAUGCUGCUACUUGGCAGUGUGAGGAAGUUACAACCCAAGUCAGUGGUGGUCAUAGAAGAAGAGCUGGUCAGAAUUGGGAAAGAGGCCUGUUUGUCCCAGGCCUCCUUUGUGGAGUUCUUCUUUGAGGCAUUGCACCAUUUCACCACGGUGUUUGAGUCCCUGUCGAGCUGUUUCAGCAGCAGUAGCAACAACAGGGCGUGCCUGAGGCUUGUGGAGAAGGAUAUGGUGGGGCCAAAGAUACAGGACUUCGUGGGGCAGUACGGGUCCGUGAGACCAGAGGCCGCCGCUGCUCCAAAGGCUUUGGAAGGGUUUACAUCUUGUGAGCUGAGUGCUUGCAAUAUUGCUCAGGCUAGGAUGCUGGUUGGGCUGUUCAACAGGAGCUUUUGGACUGCGCAUGAGAAGGGCAGGCUUCAGCUGUGCUGGAAGUCCAGACCUUUGAUCUCUGUGUCUGUCUGGACUCCUGUAUGA
Messenger RNA from Miscanthus lutarioriparius, 1410 nucleotides. Lineage: Eukaryota; Viridiplantae; Streptophyta; Magnoliopsida; Poales; Poaceae. The record is from the annotation of a GenBank genome assembly.